AUGGAGGUACUGGAAGAAGGUAAUUUAAUGGAUAGAGUUCCCAUUUUGCUGCAGCGAGACUUGGAGUUUUAUCAGACACAUCAACGAGUGCUUCAGGAACCAAUUUGCUCAGGAGUCGUGGGAGGAAAAUUGGAUUUUCCACGUUAUGCAUCCUUUGCAGCCAUUAAAUUAAUUCGUUGGUGGGAAGAUGAGUAUUUUGCUUCUUAUCGAAAGCCCUCCGCUUUGCACACUGAAAAGGAAAUGAAUGAAGGAGAUUUUACCAGUGCAACCGUCAAGACGUCAGAUCCUGAUAAAUUUGUUCAGCUCGUCACCAAGUCGGCGGAUCUACUUCUAGAGCAUAUCCAUCGUCUCUCCCAGGAGUCCUUGGAUCAUGCGGACUUAUCUGUACUCACUGCCACAAUUGGAGCUGCUUCGCUGGUCAAGAAUUCUCUGAGCGUUUACAUGCAGGCAGCCACCACGACCAUUUGUCCCCCGAAGGGUGAUGAAAAGGGUGGAGCUCUCAAGCUGAGCUUCAAGCAAUAUUCACAGAUGUCUGAGGCCUUGGCGGAACCUUUGGAUUUACAUUGCCGAUUAUUAUUGCUCUAUAUUAUGCAGGAUGCCGAUUGCCUGCAUUGGGAGGAUACACAGCCGUUUUUUGAGUCCGAACGAGGAUCCUACACUGUUCAAAUGUGGUGGCAUUAUAUGCGCGGUUCCAAGAACGAUUUGUGGAAUUCGGUGCCUCCUAAAAUGGCCCAGAAAAUAUUUGCCGGAAUGCUAAAUGAAACGCUGAGCGUACUGACUGUACGCUAUACCCAAAUAGUGACCAGCGUGGCUCGAUCCACACUCCACCUGGUGGAUAUAUGCAACAUGCUCCUCUGCAUCGCAGAGCUGUUGCCCCAUAUCUGUGAGAGUGGUGAGGCAUAUGUGGGAUUGCAACUGAGUAACCAGAGUGUCAUCCUGAGGGAUAUCCAUGCCAAGUGCCGGGAACUUUUCUAUUGCCUCCUCCUCAGGGGAGCUCCAUUGGGGGUACUUUCGAAGGUCUUCCGUAAAGGUAUUGACAAUAUGGAAAUGUUUAGCUCUCGCCAUGGCCUUCCAAGUGCUUGGAUUAUUUUUGCCUUACCCAGGUAUUUUCCCAAGGAACAAUCCUGCCAAUGGGUUACCGAAUUCGCCGAUCUCUCAACCAAUACUGCCAUUUCCUUGGAUUUGAGGGUUUUGCUCGCUUUUCCCGAGGCUGACUGGUCUUAUCUAUUGAAAAUUCUGUUGAUGAGAGAUGCCUAUCUUACUGGCAUUAUAAUGCGUCAUCUUAUGCAGCAUUUACCUUCGUCGGAGAACUUUAAAAACGUGGCUAAAAUUUCUUUUACUAGCGCUGAGGGUGCUCCUCAAAAGUGCGAGGCUUUCUUGUGUCGCGGUGAAUGCUUCAAUGUCACCGAAUCUAUUGCCGGCGACAUAGAUCCUGUUGCAUCCAACUAUCAGAUAGUCCUGUCACUCACCUACUUAGUUGUGGCUGUUGGCAAGGCAGUGGAUAUCAAAUCCUGUCUGAUUAAAACACUUGAGGAACAUGCUAUCGCCGGGUGGAGCGAUUGCCUGGACAAGCGACAGGUGUGGAACCAGAAGAGGACUCCUUGGCUGGAGGCCAUUAUGCACUUUGUCUAUCCCGUCCUAGAUUGUGUGGUGGAGAUGCUAGUGAAUGCGGUGGAAAAUGGAGCCAGCAUGUAUCAGGCCAUGUCAUUGGCACUCACCUGUGUCUCUGAGAUUUGGGACUGCCUACCCGAGGGACUGUAUAAGAUAGCCUCCUUGCUGCAGGAUAUCAUUCCAGUUUCAACGCGGCCUCUGGGGGAUUCGGUACUCCUACAGGUGGUUUUUGCCGCCUUAUAUACCGAGCUGAUAAAGACAGCGGAAAUGUAUGAGCAGAGCAAAAACGAGGACAAGGCCUCCAUUUGCUAUUCCAUAUCAGAAGCCAUUUGCUCAAUCGAUGAAGAUGACAAGCACACGGAUCAAAUCGAAUUAUUCCUUAAACAGGCCAAGGAGAGUAUCAAUUUGGACACCGAUUUUGAGGGAACCGUGGGUAGUAUGCGAGGGGCAGGUGGAAUGAGUGCCGUCAGUACCAUCAAAAUGGACGACUUAGCCUUGACAAAUGCGGAAUCCGAACGUCUUAGCCAUAGUCCGCCAAACAAUUACGCCAUGGAGCUGGAUGUGGGCAUUGCUGAUUAUAUAGCCGAGGUCCUUGUCAGCGAUAUAUUAACCACAAAUAUUGGUAAGCAAGCCCUCAAGGUGGUCUAUAAUUAUUUGAAAUUCAACAAGGAUUGGCUGCUGGAGCAACUGGGCACCGGUGACAAUGAUCCGAGUCCGUUUCAAGGAGUCCAGGGCCAGAAUAUCAAGGAGGCCAAGACUUCGGUGCUUAGGUCUAUGUUCUUCAUCGGGAACCCCUUCGACCAGCUGCUCACGGGAUCCCUGAAAAUAGACUAUGUCAGCUGGCUGCAGAUGCCGCUGUCCCUGAAUCCGGAAAGAACCUGGCUGCAUUUAACCAGACGUUGCGACUUCCAGGAGGAUGCCAAGUUGGCGCUGCCCGAGGUGGCCAUGGUCGCUGGUAUUACAAAGAUAAUGAAGCGGCGCAAGGAGUUCCCCAAGUGA
Drosophila serrata is the source of this 2610-nucleotide messenger RNA. RefSeq lists its product as uncharacterized. Lineage: Eukaryota; Metazoa; Arthropoda; Insecta; Diptera; Drosophilidae. The record is from RefSeq and is a predicted model, not a curated record.